This is a messenger RNA of Psylliodes chrysocephalus, 387 nucleotides long. Lineage: Eukaryota; Metazoa; Arthropoda; Insecta; Coleoptera; Chrysomelidae. The record is from the annotation of a GenBank genome assembly.
AUGUCAGAGGUACAAUUUGAACCUAUUACUACACAACUUUCGGAACUUCCAGAGACAGAUUUAAGCACGAACCAACAAUUUUUAUAUCAAAGUUCAGCUAUUAGUAUUGGAAUUAUUCCGGAUAACUUGGCAAAUAAAAAUCCGGGUAAACUGAGCCAUGCUUGUUGGCUCACCACAGCUAAUAGGCUUCUACGAUUAUAUGUAGCAACUGACAAUCUCUCUGAUAAUCUUAAAUAUAUCACCACGACUAUUUUAAGGAUUUACGCCCCAAUGUGCUUUCAAAUUAAGACCAAACCAAAGCUACAUUAUGGGAUAAUUAACUUUUGGCACACAAUUAAAGCAUCUAGAGAGUUUCCAAAUAAUAUAUCAAAAAGGUUUUUGGAAUAG